Molecule: messenger RNA, 1697 nt
Organism: Microtus ochrogaster (prairie vole)
Lineage: Eukaryota; Metazoa; Chordata; Mammalia; Rodentia; Cricetidae
Gene: Rtn4ip1
Product: reticulon 4 interacting protein 1
Exons: 10
Coding region: 1-1386 (461 amino acids)
Cellular component (GO): mitochondrion
Molecular function (GO): zinc ion binding; oxidoreductase activity
Source: RefSeq, a predicted model, not a curated record
AUGGGCGCAGACAUCUUGGAUCCUCACGGGCCUCUUCAACACCGAGCUCUUGGAUUGGUCGAGCUCCCAGCUGCGGAAAUUAUCUCUGCACGCGAUUGGUUGGCUCUCCGGGCCGCAGCGGCGCGCAGACAGGCAAGGAGACCGGGGCUGGGGUCGCGUCGGGACUGGAUUCCAGACUGCCGCCGAGGGAGAGCAAUUGCAGUUUGCUCGCCCCGCCGAGGGCUCCCUGCUUGUGCCGCCGCCGCCUGCUACUGGAGAAGCAAAGUUAUCCCAAAGAGGCCAUUUAGAGAGAUUAGUACUACGCCUGUGAGAAGCACUGUUAUGCCCGCGUGGGUGAUAGAUAAAUAUGGAAAGAAUGACGUUCUUCGGUUCACACAGGACAUGAUGUUACCUAUCAUACACUAUCCAAACGAAGUCAUUAUCAAAGUCCAUGCUGCCAGUGUAAAUCCUAUAGAUGUUAAUAUGAGAAGUGGUUAUGGAGCGACGGCCUUAAAUAUGAAGCGUGAUCCUUUGCAUAUAAGAACCACAGGAGAAGAGUUUCCUCUGACUCUGGGUCGGGAUGUGUCUGGUGUGGUGAUGGAGUGUGGGCUUGAUGUAAAGUAUUUCCAGCCUGGAGAUGAGGUCUGGGCUGCAGUUCCUCCUUGGAAACAAGGCACUUUGUCAGAAUUUGUCGUGGUCAGUGGGAAUGAGGUCUCGCACAAGCCCAAAUCACUCACUCAUACUCAGGCUGCCUCUUUGCCGUAUGUGGCUCUCACAGCCUGGUCUGCCAUAAACAAGGUUGGUGGCCUGAAUGCCAAGAAUUGCAUGGGAAAACGCACUUUAAUCUUGGGUGCAUCAGGUGGAGUUGGUACUUUUGCGAUACAGAUAAUGAAAGCAUGGGGUGCUCAUGUGACAGCAGUUUGUUCUCAAGAUGCCAGUGAACUUGUAAGGAGGCUCGGAGCAGACGAGGUCGUUGAUUACACCCUGGGAAGCGUGGAAGAGCAGUUGAAAUCUUUAAAACUGUUUGACUUUAUCCUUGAUAAUGUUGGUGGAUCUACUGAAACAUGGGCUCUAAAUUUUCUCAAGAAGUGGUCAGGAGCCACCUAUGUGACGCUGGUGACUCCUUUUCUCCUGAACAUGGACCAACUGGGCAUUGCUGAUGGCAUGUUGCAGACAGGAGUUACCAUGGGUACCAAGACCUUGAAGCAUUUCUGGCAAGGAGUUCAUUACCGCUGGGCCUUCUUCAUGGCCAGUGGUCCAUAUCUAGAUAAAAUUGCAGAACUGGUGGACGCGGGAAAGAUUCAGCCAGUUAUUGAACAAACCUUCCCCUUUUCUGAAGUCCCAGAAGCCUUCCUGAAGGUGGAAAGAGGCCACGCCCGGGGAAAGACUGUGGUUAGCGUUAUUUAAAUAAACAUGUGCUUGUCAGGGGUUGCUGCUGUCUCCUCACUGAGUGCCUGUGAUCCAGACAUCUAGCCCCCAUAGAUACUUUUCCAAGUUAGAUUUUAAGUUUCAUGAUGUGUUUCUAAACCUAAUAUGGGCCGGUGAGACAGCUCAGCAGGUACAGGUGCUGGUAGUGCAAGCGGAGCUCCCUGAGACCCACAUGAAGGAGGGAGGGGAGGAAAGAACUAGCUCCACAGAAUUGCUUUCUGACCCCCUCCCAACUCCACACAUGUACCUCUGCAAUGAUAAUGGAAAUAAAUGUUUGUUUUUCUGUUGUG